Messenger RNA from Labeo rohita (rohu), 3608 nucleotides. RefSeq lists its product as uncharacterized. Gene Ontology annotation, molecular function: zinc ion binding; nucleic acid binding. NCBI's taxonomy places the organism in Eukaryota, Metazoa, Chordata, Actinopteri, Cypriniformes, Cyprinidae. The record is from RefSeq and is a predicted model, not a curated record. The coding region runs from base 1623 to 3608 and encodes 661 amino acids. The transcript has 7 exons.
UGGUGAUAGACGUGCAGGAAGCUGACCUGAUUAAACUUCUUCCUCAUGAUGAAGAACACUGUGUCCAGAAACUCCACACCUUUAGAGAUGUAGUACCACCACAGUGCUGACGCUAUCUGCAGAAACACCACAAAUAUCUGUAUAUUGGUAGCAGGAGCCAUGAGAAUAGAGGUGUGGCCUACAGGUGGGGAGACGCCUGACCUCAUCUCUGUCCUCACGUCACCAGGGAAACCAAGCUUGCCAAUGAGGGUGAUGAUGCAUGCCAAGACAACAGCAUGAGGGAACUCUAACCGACGUCAGUGAAAGCGAAUCCAGAUAAUGCACCAAAAUGUGAACCCAACAACAGUGACAGAUGUGUACGUGUUACUGAGUGUCACUAUUUUACAUCAGCAAAUUGCAGCUAAACCAUAUUCCACACCUGAGUGCCAGCGGCUCACAGGUGUUCGCUUAGCAGCGGUUGGUCUGUGAUCAUUCACAGCGGGACGCGGCGCUGCAGGAGCAGAUGUGCAGUGUUUGAGAGGAGCAGGAGCAGCAGGAGGUGAUGAAGGAGUUCAGACUCACCUCACACAUCAUCUCACCUGUGUGUGACGCUGACAACUGAACAACAGCAGUGCAACACAACACUUUACCAAACAAAACACUCCACAGACUCAGAUGCUGAAGGGCUGCGGGUCAUGACUGACACAUGGAAAUGGAAAGAACCCCUGGAUGGCACAAGGGAAGAAAAGGAACACAGACUGUUUGGACCAUUCACUGCAGAGGAUCCAUUGGUGAGCAAGUGAUGGAAUGCUGAACUUCUCCAAAUCUGUUCCCAUGAAGAAACAAACUCAUCUACAUCUUGGAUGACCUGAAGUUUCACGGUGCUACGCAAACUAAAGCUCAAUGGCGCUCUUCACGAGCGAAAUAAAGAAAGAAGCACCCGUCAGAAACUCUCUGUGUCUCGUUUAUGGAUGCCAAAGGGCAGCUACAGUGAAACUUGUCGCUUAAAGGAACCAUGCAUCUACUACAUGGAUGCCGUCGUCUUCGCGAGAACACAACGUUACAGCACGGCCAUUUCUUCGUGAGCAAGCGGCUGGGGGUCGUGACGUCAUCGUAGAAGCUUAAAGAGCAAGGACGGAAGGUGGCGGUGUACUGCCGUUCUAAGUUGCAGAUGCAGAGUGAGACUUUGAGUGACAAGAGAGUUUAAGAAGAUCAUAUUUCUACGUAAGCUGCAUUCAGUUAUCCUGAACUCUGUAAGUUUAAAUGCUCAAAAGAAAAAUGAAUAUUUCAUGGACAUUUGAAUUGAAAGGUUAAAAGUUAUAAAGGACUUGAAGUUGAAGAAAAUAAUCUAUUGCAUGGUUUAAAAACUGAAGUACAUAAUUUUGAGUAAAAUUUGAACAUUACUUGAAGAAACUUGUAUCUAUUGAGCAUUCAAAGAGUUACAUUCAGUGCUAAUUUUAACUAUACUUUGAUGAAAUCUGAAAUUGUUUGGUGAUUUCUAUUACAAGCUUAUCCUUGAAUGUUAUAUACAUUUACUGCUGUUUGUAUUUGCAUUGAUCCUGCUUUCUAAUAUCUCUUGGGUGCUUACGUACUAGAGGUCUGAUGAGAGUGGUAUCACUUGCUGCUGAAUUUCCUCCCUGACUAUGGAAGCUGUAAAUGCAGAGGAGGCUAUGGAAGAUACUGUUGAGCACAUAGUCGAACAGGUAAAUGAGAUGUCACUCCCAGCAGUAGAAAUAAGCAACCCACUCGUGCAGCAGAUCAGAUCAAGCUCGCGUGAAAGAAGCUGGACAAAAAAGGGUCUAGAGAUGCGUGAACAGGAAGCCAAGAAGCAAGAGAAAGCAUUCUAUAAGGCUUAUAACUCCUGGAAGGAGACCGCAAAAGAGACUAGAUCAAGACUGAAAAUGUUCUGUUCACGUGAGAAUCUUGAAAAAAUACAGCAAGACAUUCAAAGCCAACAUAAUUCAGUUUAUCAGCACUAUGAACCAAUACUGCGUAACCAUGCUACUUCUCCAGACAUCGUCAAUCGUAUGGACGCUUGUGCUGCACUGACUGCUGAGAUUAGUGAUCUUGUGAGUAAACGGCUGGAGACAAUAGAUGAAGAGUACAAUGAAGAGCUUGUGAAGGAAAGAGUGAGACAAGUGCUAAAUAAAAAUGAGUAUGGAUCCAUCUUUGGAUGCACAAUAACAAACACAGUCAUUUCAGAGUCCUCACAGGGAUCCGGUAAUCAGUCAAAGACUUCUUCCAAGAUCUCAAGUAAACGAGCUGAUGCAGAGGCAGAUCUUGCAGCCAAACGAGAACAAGCUAAAGCAAUGCAAGAAAUCCAUGAUCAGCAAGCAAAGCUUGAUAAGAUGGAGAGUGAUUGGAAACUUUGUGAAACUAAAAUGCUAGCAGAAAUAAAGCAAAAGGAGAUUGAAACGCAACUAAGGCUAGAAGAGGAAAGAAACCGGUUACAUCAGUUGCAAGUAGACAAAGAAGUAAAAGUAGCAGCAGCUCGUGUCAAGGUGUAUAACGAUCUUGAAGGCAUCAUUCAAUGUGGUGAUGAAGAAAUAGACUCUAGUACUCACAUUGGCUGUCAAAGGAAAGAGCCCACAUCUCGAUUAAACCCAGAAGCUGAAUUGUUCCUACCUCAGCAAGCAUUCUGUGAUCAGCAUGAAGCCCAGCCAUCUCAGGAUAAUGUUGCUCUAGCUCAAGCAAUAGCAGACUCGCUAAGCACACAUCGACUGCCUGUUCCUGAACCCACCAUCUUUGCUGGAGAUCCCUUGAAAUUCAUAGAUUGGAAAAUGUCCUUUAUGGCCCUUAUUGAUCGAAAGCCCCUCCCACCUGGUGAGAAGAUGUUCUAUCUUAAGAAUUACCUUGUUGGAGAAGCUCGCAAAGCGGUGGAGGGUUAUUUUUACAGAAAUUCAGAGGACGCAUACCAAGGUGCUUGGAAGGUCUUGCAAGAUAGAUACGGGAAUCCAUUCAUACUGCAAAGAGCUUUUCGAGACAAGCUGAUGAGAUGGCCAAAAAUCGGGGUAAAUGACCCUCUCGCUCUACAAGACUUCACAGACUUCCUACAAGGAUGUGUCAAGGCGAUUCCUCAUGUUAAAGGACUAGCCAUUCUAAAUGACUGUGAAGAAAACCACAAGUUACUAAAGAAACUUCCUGAAUGGAUUGUGCGUAAGUGGAAUCGAAUUGUGGUGGAAGAGCUAGACACAUCAGGUGAUUAUCCAAGUUUCAAGCGCUUUACAGAUUUCAUGCAAAAGGAAGCCAGAAUAGCAUGUAACCCCAUCACGUCCCCAGUCUUCAUGAAUCUGAAAGGUUCAGAUGAAAGGUUUCCCAAGCGAGCUAAGGCUCUCAGUACAAAGACUGACGCAAAAGAUUUCAGCUCUAAAAGAUUUGAAACAUCCAACUCUAAGCCAAAGGUAUCAUGCUUUGUCUGUAAAGAUGGAAAACACAGCAUUUCUCAAUGUCCUACAUUUGCAGAAAGAACCAUUGAAGACAAGAAGACCUUCAUUCAAGAAAAUCACCUCUGCUUCGGGUGUCUCAAGAAAGGGCAUAUUGUUAAAGAUUGCAAGAGACGAUCAAAUGUGGAACGUGUGGCCGAAGUCACCCUACCUGCUUGCAUGAAGAAAGAGAUAAAGCGCCUUUAA